UACAGUAUGUAGAAUUUCAGGUAGGUGAGAGGAAACGUCAGCACAAUUUAAAAAAACUUCAGUAUGGAUCCUACCAUGCAGGAUUAUGCAAUAAGCUUGCCUCCCAUUCCCAGCCCUGGUGACAAAGUGGCCCUCUGUGUGGAAUGAGCUAACAGUGGGCUACCAUGAAGUGUGUCCCAGUAGCUCAAGUGUUUCUCUGCAGCCAGAGAGCUAGCAGGAAGUACAGCUCGGGUGCCUCUCCACUCCUCUCAUCAAUGCAGCUUUCAUUCUCUCUCGGUGGGGCAAAAUGGAAGCUGUACAAAAGGACCACUGGUACUUCGUGGUACUCAUCUUUCUUCCUUUUCUCAAAGUUGCUGUCCAGGAGAAAGAGGUGGUUCGUCUGGAGGAAGGGAUGGUUCUCAGCUGUUUGUGCCCCUGGGAAGGCAACCUCAGCAUGGUGUCCUGGACCAAAACACCAGACAAAGAUCCGGUAGCCGUUUUCCACCCAGAGUUUGGUGUGGCCUUUCAUCAGCAAUACCGCGAGAGGAUAGAGUUCCUGAGGACCACGCAUAUGGAUGGAAGUAUUUCCAUGAGGAACGUCACUCACCAGGAUAUUGGGCUAUACCACUGCUCUGUUCAGACCUUCCCACAGGGCCCCUGGACAAGGAACGUUCAGGUGGAAGAUUUAGAUGAACCCCCAGAAGAAGGCAAUGAUGCCACAGAGCCCCCCACCCCAGAGGUCCUCAAGACGGACACAGAGUUGGUGGAGGAGCAGAACAACAACCUGAACAUCAGCUGUAACCGCAAGCACAACGGCACCGUUUACCAGGUCAUUUUGGAGAAGAUGCCUCACAGCCAGCCCUGGGUCAUUAUUGGAGUGUGUAAGAAGGUGGAAGGAGGCCUUGUGAACGAAGACUACAGCGACAGGGGCUGGGUCAGCUGCACAGACAGCCUGGAUGUCAGCCUGCACCUGACAGGUGUGGUGCAGGAAGAUGGUGGUUUCUACCGCUGUACUUUUAGCACAGAUGAAGGGGUGCAGACCACCACCGUGCAGCUCACUGUUACUCCUCCAGGUGGAUUCAGCCUGUCCAUGUACAUGAUGUACAUUUACAUCGGGGCUGGAGCUGCUGGGCUUGUUCUACUCAUUGUCAUCAUCAUACUUGCAGUGAGGCACAGGAAGAAUAACAGGAGAGAGGAGUACAGAGUCAAACUGCACCCAUCUCACAGACAGCCAAACUUCUAUGAGAACAUCUCUGUGUGUCCCAGGCAGAAGAAAUGCAGGCAGAUAAGAAACUGCCCGGUGUAUGCCAACCUGCAGACUGUACGAUCACACAAAACCGAACGUCGGCUUCAUGAUAAAUGAGCAUACAUAAAUAUGAUGUACUGCAUAAUGUGAACGUGUAUUGUACCUGUCAGUGUGCCCUCAGCCUUUCACAAACAAAGCAGAUUCAUGUACAUAGGAGAUAAAAGAAAAACAUAUAUUGACUAGCACUCAUUAUUUAUUAGAGUUUUUUUUAUAUAUUAAUAUUCAUACUGUGGUUUGAAAUGAGGUGACAAGCUGGUGCUCAUGUACGUCUCAGGAAGCUGACAGGUUUGUUACGAGUCGAGCCCUGCUCCCUCUAAUUAAAUGUACCAUGUAUUUCAUAAUUACUGCUGAGGAAAUAUUUGUUUUGGGCAAAACAAUAUUUGACAGUAACCGUCAUGCAAGAAGAGCAGACAAAGGCCUGUAUAAUCAUUCUUUACACUCCCUUAACCCCCGAGUAAAGCAAUUGACAAAAGCCUGCGUAAUUGCUCUCCUUUUACUUUCAUCCCUCCUGGUUUCCAUUCAAAGCUUGACAAUGGUGUCUAAUCAUCUAACUGAAAAGAAAAGCAGUCACUCAGCACUGUACCGUCACUUGAGACCGCUGCUUUCCCCAAAGGGCUCUCUGUCUAGGAUGGCUGCAUUCUACUUACAGCACGCUCUUAUUAUGAAAGCUAAACUCUAAUUAGCUAAUCCUGUGCUUUAGUUUUUAACUCCUUAUAC
Molecule: messenger RNA, 2002 nt
Organism: Micropterus dolomieu (smallmouth bass)
Lineage: Eukaryota; Metazoa; Chordata; Actinopteri; Centrarchiformes; Centrarchidae
Gene: cd226
Product: CD226 molecule
Exons: 6
Coding region: 287-1342 (351 amino acids)
Biological process (GO): cytokine production; positive regulation of T cell receptor signaling pathway; positive regulation of immunoglobulin mediated immune response
Cellular component (GO): external side of plasma membrane
Source: RefSeq, a predicted model, not a curated record